This is a messenger RNA of Elaeis guineensis (African oil palm), 874 nucleotides long. RefSeq names its product protein SODIUM POTASSIUM ROOT DEFECTIVE 3. NCBI's taxonomy places the organism in Eukaryota, Viridiplantae, Streptophyta, Magnoliopsida, Arecales, Arecaceae. Gene Ontology annotation, molecular function: metal ion binding. The record is from RefSeq and is a predicted model, not a curated record.
AAACAGACGCCAGUUAAAGAUAUGGCUCCUUCGCUCUUCAGAGAGAUCAAAAGAGUGAGCUUCUCCUGCGCAUCCCCUACUUCAGCAGCAGUACGUACGAGCAUACAUCGACGGUCCAUUGAUGUGCCUCCUGGUGGAAAAGUUGGUGAUGAUCAAACUCCUCAUCUCCAUCUGAGAGACUCCCAGAGAACAACAAAGUCUCAAUCCUCCUCCAACACUAAAUCUCAUAGCCCAAAGAGUGGUAGGAAAAGCUCACAGAAGCUUGCUGAUCUACUCAGCCCUGGAGACUCUUCUCGUUACCUACUCAACUCUUCUCGAUAUGUAUUGAAUGACUCUGCCUUCUUGGACAUCUUUCCUGGUUCUGAACCUGUUUCUGCUCCGCUCCCGGCUGAGCCGUCGAUGUUUCGAUCUAAAACAAGAGAUGAACUUGCUGUUUUAAGACCAUCUUCUUCUACUAGAUCACAUGACCAGGUUGUGGUUUUGAGAGUGUCACUGCAUUGCAAGGGUUGUGAAGGGAAGGUGAGGAAGCACAUCUCUAAGAUGGAAGGAGUGACAUCCUUCAGCAUAGACCUGGCAACAAAGAAGGUGACGGUGGUUGGAGAUGUCACUCCUCUGGGUGUGCUCAACAGCAUCUCUAAAGUAAAGAAUGCUCAGUUGUGGCCAUCACCGCCGCGGUCCUCGGCAUCCUUCUGAUCAGGAAUCACUCCACCUAGGCUCUUUAAAUUUAUCAAGCUGAUGGCGAACAUAUAUUAACUUUAGCCCUUAUGUCGCCUUUUCUCUAUUCAGUAUUGGAGCUCAUGUAUGAAGUUUAUCCUACGUUGUGCAAUGCUGUUUCUUGGUUAAUUAGUGCACUUCUUUUGGGCGUAGGCCGAAU